AUGUACUGUGAUUUACCAUGUCUAAAUCCCGUCGUAGACUGCGACAUUUGUGGACAUGCCCCGGAUUCGUCAGACGAUGACAGUGAUGACAUUAAUGACGGACUAAUGGACGAGCAGGAAAGUGACAGUGACAGUGACGAAUCAAUGAUGGCGGGGAGCGACAACGACGACCAGGAUGUACUUGUAGAGGGAGACAUUGUAAUGCAGGAGGACGGCGAGACUGAGAGCGACUCAGAUAGCGAUCAGGGCGAGCAUCAGUACUGGGUGGACGAAGACGAGGACGAGGACAUACUUUCCCCGCCGAAUUCACCACCAGAAUCACCACCUCAGAUGUUUCCCGACUCCACAACGGACGAUUAA
This is a messenger RNA of Frankliniella occidentalis (western flower thrips), 360 nucleotides long. Its product is annotated as clumping factor B-like. The coding region runs from base 1 to 360 and encodes 119 amino acids. The record is from RefSeq and is a predicted model, not a curated record. The transcript has a single exon. Lineage: Eukaryota; Metazoa; Arthropoda; Insecta; Thysanoptera; Thripidae.